CGCACACGUUACGAGCAUUUGGCUCGACCAAGCAUGGCAGGGUUGGUGUAAAAUGCCACCAACCAAAACACGGGAUUAACGCAGAUUACACCUUUGAUUGGCUAUUGGAGAGGUUUACGGAACAUAUUAUAUACUGUGGACGUCCAGGGGCGGGGCAUAACAAAAAGUAAUGGCCAUUUAUUUAGGGUCUGGCAAGACAGUGGAUUUCACAGUUAUUCUAUAGAAUUCGCCGUUUGUAGAGCAUGACAAAAAGGUAAAUACCGUAACCAUUAUUACUAGGCGUUUUCGUUCAUAGCAGUCGCGUUCUGUCUGAAUACAAUUGAUACAUCGCCUAAAACUGAUUGCGCAAUUAGGGUUAACCAGCCCUACACGCUAACGAUCAGUAUCAGCUCUAGAGCCAGCAUUUAGAGCCUUCGUUUGGGCGUGAUAGUUUUGACAUUUCGAGUCGAUCACGUACGGGUCUUUGUAAUACACAGUUAUUACAUAGUAUCGAACAUAUUUACUGCAAUUCAACAUGGAGAGGAUUUUUUUUCUGUAGAUAUUGACGAAGAAAAACGGACUAAGGGCAACUUGGUCUUGGGAAAAGUUGUACACAGGAUUAGAGAUAUAUAAAUGGUUAAGAGAGUUGUCAAGUCUUUAUCCUCCAUCUACAAACAAGGGCAUGCCAAAAUAUCAGUGCUGGGCCCAUAUGCUCCUCCCCUAUCUUCUCCGAGCAGAGCAGGCAGGCCCUUUGUCCUAGCGACUCCCAGACUCCAAACAGAAAAAUGAUGGAAAAUAUGGCUGUGAGUACCUCCACUCUGGCCAAUGAGGAGUUUGACAGAAACGUACCGCGGAUCUGCGGUGUGUGUGGGGACAAGGCCACCGGUUUCCACUUCAAUGCCAUGACCUGCGAGGGCUGCAAGGGUUUCUUCAGACGCAGUAUGAAGCGUAAGGCUAGCUUCACAUGCCCCUUCAACGGCAGUUGCACCAUCACCAAGGACAAUCGCCGCCACUGCCAGGCCUGCCGUCUCAAACGCUGCGUGGACAUCGGAAUGAUGAAGGAGUUCAUUCUGACAGAUGAGGAGGUGCAGCGGAAGAAAGAUCUGAUCCAACGGAGGAAGGAUGAGGAGGCGCAGCGGGAGGCGCAGAGGGAGGCGCAGCGACCCCGGCUGAGCGAGGACCAGAGCCAGGUCAUCGCCACACUGGUGGAGGCACACCACAAGACCUACGACGACUCCUACUCCGACUUCAACCGCUUCAGGCCUCCGGUCCGUGAAGGCCCAGUGACACGCAGUGCAAGCAGAGCUGCUUCUCUCCACUCUCUGUCUGAUGCCUCAUCUGACUCCUUCAGCCACUCUCCAGAGUCUGUGGACACUAAGCUGAUGAACUUCAGUAACCUGCUGAUGAUGUACCAGGACCAGAGUGGCAGCCCGGACUCUAACGACGAUGACGGCUCCAAGCUCUCCAUGUUGCCCCACCUGGCCGACCUGGUCAGCUACAGCAUCCAGAAGGUCAUUGGUUUCGCUAAGAUGAUCCCCGGUUUCAGGGAGCUGACGGCUGAGGACCAGAUUGCCCUGCUCAAGUCAAGCGCCAUCGAGGUGAUCAUGCUGCGCUCAAACCAGUCCUUCAACCUGGAGGAUAUGUCCUGGAGCUGUGGUGUGUCCGACUUCAAGUACUGCAUCACCGACGUCACUAAAGCGGGCCACACUCUGGAGCUGCUGGAGCCACUGGUUAAAUUCCAGGUGGGCCUUAAGAAACUCAACCUCCACGAGGAGGAACAUGUGCUACUCAUGGCCAUCUGCCUCCUCUCCCCAGACCGUCCUGGCGUGCAGGACCAUGGGCGCAUCGAGGCACUUCAGGACCGUCUGUCAGAGACGCUGCAGGCCUACAUCCGGCUGCACCACCCGGGCGGCCGCCUGGUGUACGCUAGGAUGAUCCAGAAGCUGGCGGACCUGCGCAGCCUGAACGAGGAGCACUCCAAACAGUACCGCUCGCUGUCCUUCCAGCCAGAGCACAGCAUGCAGCUCACCCCGCUGGUGCUGGAGGUGUUCGGCAGCGAGUUCACUCGCAUUUCGCCCAUCUGAUACAACUGGGUAGUUGUAUGUAAGGAAUACCUCCACCUGGUUUCCGCCAUAUUCAGCUUACAGUGAACAAGGACAGAAGGGAGGGAGCAACUUCCUGGAAUGAAACGCUACGAGAGACUUAAUUGGGACCUCUGUAUAGAGGCGUCAUGAGUCGUAUGGUUUCGGUCGGAGAGUUGAUGCGUCUGCUCCUCUUGGUACAGUUGGCAUGGUCUUUGCCCUUACUAGAUGUUUCUCACUCUGUCCCCUAUCCACCUCUUUUUCCUUCUUUCCCUCUAUCAGCUACUAAGUUUUCUCCACUCUCAUAUCCCCCAACACACCUUUUUAGAGUAAACUCUUCUGUAUAGAUCUUAUUUUCAGGAAAGGGCAGAAGUUCUGACAGGACAAAGAUCAGUAUCCAUUUAAUGCUGCUUUUAUCAAGAGCAUCACAGGUCGAUCAGUGUGUUGUUAUUCUUACUAACAUUGGCACGGUUGGGUAUCGCCCAGCAAAUAUAUGCUAACCAGAUCAUGUGAGGCCACAGUGUCUGUCGUGUUAUGUAGUUUUUUAAAGCCAAGUAGUUUAGGUUGGUAUAAAGCUAUAGGAAGCUGGUUCUAGAACAGCAAAUUCCUAUUUGAACAAUGUAGACUUGAGGAGGGUGAUGUCCAUUUAUUGACUUUGAUUAAACCACUUUAAUCUAUCAAUGAGGCGGCAAGUAUUGUGUAAUAUUAAUCACCAGCUACUCCACUUUCCAACAUGAAGACACUUUUCUUCUUUUUUUUUGACCAGACACUCUAAGUCUUUGAGCGUACUCCCUCUGGUGAACUGGAUGUGCACCAUUUGGUUGACAUUGCUCAGUAAGUACCACUUUAAGAUGCUACUAAUAUCUGUGAAUACAGUUUUUGAAUAGUUUUUGACAAUGCUUCCUACCAUCUUUCCAACUAACUGUCUCAAUUUUGACAGUUUGUAUUCAAACAGAACUUUAAAAAAAUAUAAAUGUGUCCAGCAAAAGCAGUCAGAUUGAUAAUCAGUUGUCGUGCUAGCUAUUGGAGGCUAGCUAUUGGAGGUAUGUAGACCUCACUAGACAUCAAAUCGAUAUAAACUCAUGCAAAUAAGAGUACCAAAGUGACCUGCAUGCACAAAUAAUUCCUUUUUCACAAUGAAAAUAGGGGAAUUGGCUCCCAUGUACUCAUCACGUUACACUUUGGAGUACAGGGCAGGAGGUGAAAGGAGUUCAGAUUAGCUAGCUUUGUGUUGCCUAUGUAUUGGCUAUUGAUAUUGACAGCCAGCAGACACUGUGGUCCCUCGGAGCCUGAGUUGAGUGCCUAUAUGAACCUUGUAACGACUGUUGAGUGUUUCACAAAGCAAAAUUAGAAAGUUAGCAAACUAGCUUUUCCAAGUAUCGUAAAACAACUCAAAUUUGUUCAUGAUUCUCGAGACUAAUUUCAAAGAUUGGUCAAUAGUACUUCCUUACCUAUUAUUCUUGCAGCUAACUGCGAUUCUACUUUACCAAUCUUUGUGGGCAAGAAAUUCUAGUUGAAGAAGAAUUGUUAAACUAAAAUGUUAGAUUGUUAAAUGAAAAAUUCCUGUUUUUAACACACUGCACCACUUCACAUGGAAAGCCAGAAACAACAGAAGCACUUAAGGUAUUGUUUGUAACACAAUGCAUACAUUUGGAUGAAUAUGCUCUACAUGAAUGACUGUCCAUUUCAGCAUUAUAUGGCUGCAAUUAUCAAAGUAGUUCAUCUAAUUUCUUGCAAUGUAUAUUUUUGUUUUUAUUUCAUUUAAGAUAUGUUUUUCUUUCUAUUACAACAGACAUUAUACAUUGGUGUUUAUGUAAUGUUAUUUUUGUCAUAUGUUUUGCAAAUCAAAUAAUAAACAACUGUGUAGUGUU
Molecule: messenger RNA, 3931 nt
Organism: Oncorhynchus gorbuscha (pink salmon)
Lineage: Eukaryota; Metazoa; Chordata; Actinopteri; Salmoniformes; Salmonidae
Product: vitamin D3 receptor B-like
Exons: 12
Coding region: 765-2063 (432 amino acids)
Biological process (GO): positive regulation of transcription by RNA polymerase II; cell differentiation; negative regulation of transcription by RNA polymerase II
Cellular component (GO): nucleus
Molecular function (GO): nuclear receptor activity; zinc ion binding; vitamin D response element binding
Source: RefSeq, a predicted model, not a curated record